GAGCAAGCGCUGCUGGCACAGUCCAGAGUUCAGCAGCAUAGCGGAACUCUUCUCUACGUGUUAUACCUUUUGAUCUCCUCAUUCAGCCCGCUGACACGCGCACGGGCUGACUUUUAGCCCUCUGGGUAUUUCUGGAUUUGUUCCCGCAGCGUCUGAACGUUGUAUCUCUUCCGCGCCGUCUCCCUCGGACCCGGUGUGGAUUUUACGCGUUUAUCCGACCUCUUCCUCGGACCUCCGGAGCUGUGCCCCCCGGAGCCAUGGCGCGCUCCUUACUGCCGUGUCUCCUGCUGUUCGUAUCGGCGCAGACGAUCUUUUCCUCGGCGGUCUUCGAGCUGAAGAUCAACUCCUUCACCAGCGCGCGCAGCGUCUGUCAGUUCCAGACCCAGGACUGCCAGAUCUUUUUCCGCGUGUGCCUCAAGCACUCGCAGGACUCGCAGGACGAUACCAAACCGGAGCCGCCCUGCACCUACGGAAUCGCGUUCACGGAGAUCUUCGGCGCGGACCCCAAAUCCAUAUCCGCGAGCGCGCCCGUCAAGGUGGACAUCAGCUUCAAGUGGCCGGAGACUUUCGCGCUGAUCAUUGAAGCUUGGAACGCGGAGUCUUCAGGUCUGGACUCUACAGAAAACCAGAAUAACCUCAUCAGUCGGCUGGCGACCCGCCACAGACUAAGAGUUGGGGAAGACUGGUCCCAGGGCGUGCAGUUUGGCAACCAGAGCGAGCUUAACUACUCCUACCACUUAGUGUGUAAUGAGUACUACCACGGCAACGCUUGCUCGUCCUACUGCCGGCCCCGCAACGACACCUUCGGCCACUACACCUGCGACGACAACGGAGGCCGCCGCUGCUUGGGGGGCUGGACGGGCGUGUACUGCUCUCACCCCAUCUGUGCUGCAGGUUGCAGCAAGGAUCACGGCUUGUGCGAGUCUCCCGGGGAGUGUGUGUGUCGGCAGGGCUGGCAGGGCGAGCGCUGCGACGAGUGCGCCCGACACCCCGGCUGCAUCCACGGGACCUGCCUGCAGCCGUGGCAGUGCAACUGUCGGGAGGGAUGGGGAGGACUGUACUGUGACCAAGACCUGAAUUACUGCACCAACCACAAGCCGUGCAAGAACGAUGCCUCGUGCACCAACACCGGCCAGGGCAGCUACACCUGCACCUGCAGGCCCGGGUUCACCAGCAAGAACUGUGAAAUUGAGACCAACGAGUGUGACAGCAACCCCUGCAAGAAUGGCGGCAGCUGCAAAGACUUGGAGAAUGAUUAUUCGUGCGAAUGCCCUCAAGGCUUCUAUGGGAAGAACUGCGAGAUCAGCGCCAUGACCUGCGCAGACGGGCCGUGUUUUAAUGGAGGCACCUGCACGGAGAGCGUGGUCGGUGGGUACAGUUGUCGCUGCCCGUCUGGGUAUACAGGCUCCAACUGCGAGAAGAGGAUCGAUAAAUGCAGCAGCAACCCCUGCGCCAACGGCGCUCAGUGUUUGGACCUCGGUAAGCGCAUCAUGUGCCGCUGCCGGGCCGGCUUCACCGGCUCCCGUUGCGAGACCAACAUUGAUGACUGUGCCAGCAACCCCUGCUUCAAUGCCGGCACUUGCGUCGAUGGCAUCAACGACUUCACCUGCACGUGCACACUAGGCUUCACCAGUAAGGACUGCGCCAUGCGCAUCAGCUCCUGCGACCACUCCCCCUGCCACAAUGGUGGCGCGUGUUACACCCACUUCACUGGCCCCGUAUGCAAGUGUCCACUGGGCUUCAUGGGCGCGCGUUGCGAGUACCCCGUCCCCAUGGCAACAACAAAACCGUCAGGAAAUCCCGACGGCCCUUCUGCUCUGAUUGCCGCCGUAGCCCUCGGCCUGGUGACGCUCACCCUGCUCGUUUUCGCUGCCAUCCACAUUCUGCGUCAGCUCCGACGGGGCAGGAAGCUAACAGGCAUGACCACGUCGGUGAAGAACAACCUGGAGACGGCAAACAACCGCAACACGUUGGUCAGUGGGGGUGGAUCCUAUAAUGGGAGCUUACCAGGAGCGCCGCUGUGUAGCCUGAGAGAGAAGGAGGCCUUCCUCAUUCCGGGGGGACAACUUAAAGUGUCCAAUAAGGACGCGGCGUUGGUGGAGAACGGUGGCGACAACAAUGCCAUCUUUAAGAACCAAAUGGCAGACUGUAACCUGGCAAGAGACGAGCAGCGCAUGGCCAGGAACAAGUUUGACCCUAAGAAGUGUGACUCGUCCGUCAUCGUUCCUCCUCUCAGUUUUUCCAAGGACGGCCUGUAUCACCCAGUUUUCAUCAUCCCGGAGGAGAUGGAGCACUGUGUGUUUGCUACUGAGGUAUAAGCUCCAGGUUUCAUACCGCAGGGGAUCUAUUAUGCUGAAGGCUUGAAAAGUGUUCCCCCCGAGGAUCUAUUCAACACAAUUUAUUUUAUUUAAUAUUUAUUUCUGCUGCUCAACAGAAAGAAACUAGAAAAAAAUACUUUUUUCUGCUUCAAUGCUGCCAAUGUUCAUAUGACAAUCUGUUAAGAAAGAAAGAGCAACAAAUGAGAGAAAAGAGGAAGAGUUAAAAACCUGCGUCAUUUGCACUAUUAUCUUUUUUUGUACUUUAUAUCUUAAUAUAAUAUUUCUGUUAGUAUAUCUGACUGUUCUUUGGAUCAAUCAAGAUUGGGAGAACAAAAAUAAUUGGAUGUGUCCACCAAUCGGAGAAACCGGUGCCUUAGCUAUCCUCUCCAAUCACCGUUUUGCGUGUAAUCUCACAGUAUGAUGUGUUAAUCAAAUAGUCAGUGUACCUGCUGACAGGAAAAGGAGACAGAUUGUUUAUUUUGAAUCAAACAACUUUAAUAUUUUCUGUCUGAGAGCUGAACUUGAAAACUUUUUAUUUUCUUGAAGAAUCACAUGGUGGCCUGUAAAAAGAAACAUACUCUGAAGUGCCUCUUUUUAUGAAAAACUACAGCAGGACCCCUGAAUACAGAGGGAUUAUAUUUUCAUCUUGUGUUCAAGUUGUUGCUUUAUGAGCCCAAAAAAAACCUCAUUUGUAGCCACUGGAGGUCUUUCGACUGGUGAUGUAUUUUUAAGCCCCUCCUAUGUACAAUUUAUCCCUGAUUCUAAUCGCAGUCAAAAUGUUUCGGCUUGAACAGGUUUCAGUCUGGUAGAAAGUGUAGCAUAGCUUCAUCUUACAAAAAUAAUUUUACCGUUGUCUUCCUGCGAUAAUACUUUUACGUUAUAUACGUUUUUUCUCGAUUGUAGUACAUCAUCAAAGUUUAUUUUUCUAUGAAUCAAAAAGCAACAAAAAAAUGAUGCUUUUUUCUUUCACGCUGCCUUCAGCCAAUGCUAUCACAACCAAUAAACAGGAUCCCAGCAGAGACAAGGGCAACAUUUCCAAGACGCAACCUGCCAGUCACUGAUCAGGGUUGUUGUAUAUUUAGGAAAAAAGAAAACUUUGAAGGGCUCCAAAUAGAGUGUUUUUUUACAUCUUUUUUAUUCCUUAUGAUACCAAAAAUAUCUGUAGUCGUGUCUUUGUACUAUCUUCAUUAAUUUAAGAAACCAAUGCAAUGUGUACAUAUCACCCAGAAGAUAGUUUCCUAUUUAAUUUUUCCUUUUGUAAAUAAUGUCGUAUUUAUGAAAGAGAAUUGUAUAUAUGUCUAUGCUUAAUGUGCCUGUUGUCUCAGUCAAAAUGAAAUAUAUUUUUUCAUAAAUACAUUUAAAAACAUUA
Molecule: messenger RNA, 3687 nt
Organism: Gasterosteus aculeatus aculeatus (three-spined stickleback)
Lineage: Eukaryota; Metazoa; Chordata; Actinopteri; Perciformes; Gasterosteidae
Gene: dlc
Product: deltaC
Biological process (GO): Notch signaling pathway; cell communication; multicellular organism development
Cellular component (GO): membrane
Molecular function (GO): calcium ion binding
Source: RefSeq, a predicted model, not a curated record